This is a messenger RNA of Erinaceus europaeus (western European hedgehog), 2283 nucleotides long. RefSeq names its product angiotensinogen (gene AGT). The transcript has 5 exons. NCBI's taxonomy places the organism in Eukaryota, Metazoa, Chordata, Mammalia, Eulipotyphla, Erinaceidae. Gene Ontology annotation, biological process: regulation of systemic arterial blood pressure by renin-angiotensin. Gene Ontology annotation, molecular function: serine-type endopeptidase inhibitor activity. The record is from RefSeq and is a predicted model, not a curated record. The coding region runs from base 135 to 1589 and encodes 484 amino acids.
CCACCAUUCCCACCCACAGUUCGGUCAAAAAAUAGUCUGUGAACAGCUCUGUUCCUACCCUUCAGAUAUAAGUAGGGACUCUGAGGCAGAUCAGAAGAAGAGGCUAUCCUUGUCUUGGAGAAUUAAAGCAGAAGAUGCAAACACACCCAUUAGAGAUGUCUGCUGCUGGUGUGAGUCUGAGGGUCACUGCCCUUUGUGUCUUGGCUUGGCUUGGAUUGGCUGCUAGUGACCGGGUAUAUAUACACCCUUUCCAACUACUCAUCUACAGUAAGAGCAGUUGUGAUCAUCUGCAGAAUUCCAAUGCAGAAGCACCCAAAGACCCAGUGUUCACACCUGCACCAAUACAGGCCAAGACAUCUCCUGUGGAUGAGGUCGCUAUUCAAGAAAGUUUGGUGUUGGCCUCCAAGAAUUUGAAGACAGAAGACAAGAUGAGGGCUGUAGAGGUGGGAAUGUUGCUCAACUUUGUGGGUUUCCGCAUAUACAAGAUGAUGAGUGAGAUGUGGAGCACUGACAAUGGGGUGAUCCUCUCUCCCACAGCUCUCUUUGGCACUCUGGCCUCUUUCUAUCUGGGAGCCUUGGAUCCUACAGACAACCAACUACAAGCUUUCCUAGGUGUACCAGUAGAAGAUCAGGGCUGCACCUCCCAGCUGGAUGGUCACAAGGUCCUCUCUGCUCUGCAGACCAUCCAAAGUUUUCUGGUUGGCCAGGAUGAGGCUAACAGGCAAAGGGGACUACUCUUGUCUACAGUAGUGGGCCUGUUCACAGCUCCUGGUCUGAGUCUGAAGCAGCAAUUUGUUCAAGGCCUGGUUCCCUUUGCCCCUGUUACUUUUUCACACUCUCUAGACUUAUCCACAGACCCAGAUCUUGCUGCAGAGAAGAUCAACAAGUUCAUGGAGGCUGUGACAGGGUGGAAAAUUAACAGCCCCAUGACAAGAGUCAACCCAGACAGCACUCUGCUUUUUAACACCUAUGUCCAUUUUCAAGGAAAGAUGAAGGGAUUUUCCAUGCUGACAGCGCUCCAGGAGUUCUGGGUGGAUAACAUCACAUCAGUGUUUGUUCCCAUGCUCUCGGGAAUGGGUACCUUUCAACACUGGAAUGAUAUUCAAAACAACCUGUCCAUAGUAUGUGUGCCAUUCAGUGAGAAUUCCUGCCUUCUGCUGAUCCAGCCUCACAGUGCCUCUGACCUAUGGAAAGUAGAUGCCCUCACCUUCCAGCACAACUUUAUGACAUGGAUGAAGAACCUAUCUCCCAGGGUGAUCCACCUAACCAUGCCUCAACUGGUGUUGCAAGGGUCCUAUGACCUGCAGGACCUUCUCACCCAGGCCAACUUACCUACUCUGCUGGGUGCUGGUGCAAAUCUAGGCAAAAUCAGUGAUGCCAGACUCAGAGUUGGAAAGGUACUAAAUAACAUUCUUUUUGAACUAAAGUCUGAAGAUGGUGAGCAGCCCACAGAAUCUUCCCAGCCACAGGAUAAGCCCGAGAUCUUGGAGAUUUCCCUGAACAGCCCAUUCCUAUUUGCCAUUUAUGAGCAACACUCUACUGCCUUCCACUUCUUGGGCCGUGUGACCAACCCACAGAGUAUGAUGUGAAGUCUAGCAGAACACAGUUACACUAACCUGUUAUCAUCUUUUCUUCCAAUAAGUCAACUGGGAGCGAGAAGAAAGCUGUUUCUUCAUAGUGAAUGUGGCAUUGUGUAUAAUAAAAAAUGGAACAUGCUAGCAUCAGAUUUACUUAUGUUUAUUUGUGGAAUGUGAGAGGAUACAAAGGCCACUAUUUAGCAUAAGGCAAGUCAUCUGAAAAAAGAACAGACCAACUUGUUUGUGAAACCAAAAAAAUUCCAUUCUAACUUAAAAACAGAAAGUGGCUUUUAAAUUUUAAAAACAUGUAGUUUGUUGCCAUUAUAAUUAUUAUAAAUAUAAUUCCAUUAUAUUAUAAAUUAUAUUAUAAAUAUAAUGCCAUUGAGAUUAUAUUUAGCUUAGUGGUCAUGAGCUCAUAUGCAGUGCUAUCUCCACAAUGCCUUCAUUUCACUUAGUUUUUCAGUUUUUUUUUUUCUCAUAGUACUUGUGAUUUUAUGUGAGAAUGUACUAUUGUGACUGAUUAUCCUCUGUGCUAUUAAUAAAGUUCUGGUAACAGUAAACAAAAAAGAAAGUUCUAUCUUUCACUUACUAACAGAGCAUAUACAGUAAGUCCUAAUUAACAGUACCCAUAAGUUCUUGGAAACUGACUUUUAAGUGAAAUGAUAUACAAAGAAAACAGGUCCUUGAAUAAAAUAAUGUUGCUCAA